AUCCCACCUGGCCAGAAAUCACCAAGAUGUGUGCAGUACUCAAGUCAGCAGUCAUCUUAAAUGCGAUGUUUAUAGUCUGCGUUCUGUGUAACAAACCAAUAGCAGAAACAACCAAAGGCCAAGUUGCGGGAUUUAAAAAAGAUGUCGAUGGCCAAGACGUGUACCUGUCUAUGGGUAUUCCGUACGCGAAACCUCCUACAGCGAUGCGGAGGUUCAAGCCUCCGGAAUCACCCGACACCUGGAAGGCGACUGGAGUCCUGAACGCAACCCACGCGAAACCUUCCUGUCCUCAAAAAAAGGAAAUGGUUAAGAUGGCAUUGGGGUCGGGCUUUGCGAUCGAGGAAAUUAGCGAAGAUUGCCUGUAUUUGAAUGUGUACACUCCAACAAAGAAACAGCCUAUGAAGUCCGAUUCUUUGGCCGUUAUUUUCUUCCUGCACGGCGGAGGUUUCCAGAUGGGAUCAGGAACCCUCUGGGACUAUUCCAUCUUAGCCAGAUACGCCAACGUGGUGGUUGUUUCCAUCAACUACCGUCUCGGAGUUCUGGGUUUCCUAGCAACGGAAGACUCGGCGGCGUCAGGCAACUGGGGACUUCUGGACCAGAGAAUGGCGCUGCAGUGGACACAAGACAACAUAGAAAACUUCGGAGGAGACAAAACUCGGGUGACGCUCUUGGGACAUGCGGCCGGAGCUUAUAGCGUCGGACUGCAUAUUAUGAGUCCAAUGUCUCGUGGGCUGUUUAAGCGAGCGAUAUCUCAAGCGGGUACUAUAAAAUCGCCGGCGCUGCUCAACACGAACACUCUGAGGAGAGUGAAGCCUCUCGCCAUGAUGGUCAAAUGUCUGCCUAGAGGGACAGCUUUUGAUUCAAAGAAGGUCGUGGCUUGUCUGAGAAAGGUUCCAUUCUCGGAACUUCUCAAACACGACGCCCACACUUCCGGCAAGUUCACGGCGACUGUCGACGGGCACUUCCUGCCUGCUGAUCCCAUCGAACUACUCAGACAAGGCAACUAUGUCCCAGUGGACUACAUUAUGGGCGGAAACAGCGACGAAGGGUCAAGCGUUGCCGCCAAAAUUCCUAACUUUUACAAAGGUGAUGGACUCAACAAGACGGAUUUCGAAAAAUAUAUAAGCAAUGCUGUUCCGUAUGCACUUACCAAGCCGAUACCGGACGCCGCUAAAAGUGCGCUAAGGGCAGUAAUCUCUGCAAAAUAUUUCCCAAGGGAGGUAACUCCAAGUGCGUUUCGAAAAGCCUACUUGUCUGCUUUAGGGGAGGUGAUACUAAGCAUGAUGAUGAAGAACGCGCACUAUUACUCUAAUAAAGGAACUGUUUUCCUGUACAAGUUCACGCACAGGCCAUCGAACGCUCGUUUCCCUAAGUACGUGGGGGCGGGCCACACCGAGGAACUUCAGUUCAUCUUCGGUUAUAUUUUGAAGAACGGAACAAACGAUGAGAAGAGGCUGUCAGCGGAUUGGAUGAAAACCUGGGGAGACUUUGCCAGGACAGGGUAA
Messenger RNA from Gigantopelta aegis, 1505 nucleotides. Its product is annotated as carboxylesterase 5A-like. NCBI's taxonomy places the organism in Eukaryota, Metazoa, Mollusca, Gastropoda, Neomphalida, Peltospiridae. The coding region runs from base 27 to 1505 and encodes 492 amino acids. The record is from RefSeq and is a predicted model, not a curated record. The transcript has a single exon.